AUGUUAUCCAAGGGCGCAACAAACAUAACAAGAUCCUUCAUUAGGACAUGUAUUGGAGGACAACAUCAUCAACAUCAACAACAACAUGGCUUCUACUCCUCCUCCUCAUCAUCAUCGUCAUCAUCAAAUGAUAGCCACAACAACAAUAACAACACCAACAACGAUAAUACAAAGAAUGGAAAUGGAUGGUGGAAUAGGAUAAAGACACCAUUGAUUGUUGGUGGUGUGAUCACUGGUACAUUGACAGCAACAGCAACAUUGAUGGCAUUGGAUGAUGUAAAGACUGCUCCAAAGCCAUUGGAUGUCCAUCAUCUAUUGAAGCCAUGUGAUAAUGGAAAGGAGAGAAUAGUAGUACUUGGCACAGGAUGGGCAUCAUUGGCCUUCAUCAAAGGUAUCGACCUUGACAAGUUUGAGAUAGUAGUUGUCUCACCAAGAAAUUACUUCCUGUUCACACCAAUGUUGACUGCAUCAACUGUUGGCUCUGUCGAGGUGAGGAGUAUCUCUGAGCCAAUCAGAAGGAUACUUAAUCGUUUGUCAAAGAAGAACACAUUCUACAUUGAGGCAGAGUGCACAUUGAUCGAUCCAAACACCAACACUGUAACACUCAAGGAUAUUGGACACUUGUUAUCAUUAGAUAAAGCAGCCAAUAUGGUGGAUAUGGUCCAGAUACCUUAUGACAAGUUGGUGAUUGCAGUUGGAAGUGCGCCAAAUACAAUGGGCACAUCUGGUGUCAAGGAGAACUGCUACUUCCUCAAGGAUGCCAAGGAUGCCAUCAUCAUCAGAGGUGGAAUUAUGGACUGCUUUGAGCGUGCCAGCUUUCCAAACCAAACAGAGCAACAAAAGAGAGACCGAUUGCACUUUGCCAUCGUUGGUGGUGGUCCAACUGGAGUGGAGUUUGCUGGAGAGAUACAUGAUUACAUUUAUGAUGACUUGUCCAAGAUAUUCCCAGAGUUGAUGAAAUACUGCAAGAUAUCAUUGAUUCAAUCAGCUGAUCACUUGUUGAACACUUAUGACAAGAGCAUCAUUGAUUACACCGAGAAGCACUUUGGAAGAUCAAACAUUGCAACUUUGUUCAGUUCAAGAGUAACAUGUGUCGAUCCAAACAAACUAACUGUGGUCAGCAAGGCAGAGAAGAAGAACGUUGAGUUGCCAUUUGGAAUGUGUGUCUGGGCGACUGGAGUAGGUCCGACAGCAUUGACAGCAAACUUUUGUAACUCAAUCGAGGAGCAGCGUAACAACAGAGCCAUUUCGACGGAUACCUAUUUCAAGGUGAUUGGCGUGCCCCAACAGAAUAUCUACGCAAUUGGCGAUUGUGCCACCGUCACACAGCAGAAGCUGCUCGACCACUUGGGUGAUCUGUUCAAGGAGGCCGAUGAGAAUGGCGAUGACAAGCUGUCGAUCGAUGAGCUGAUCCAUCUCGUCAAGAACAACACCAAGAAGUAUCCCCAGCUGGAGGCCUUUGUCAGCGUGCUUCCAGAGAAGUUUGCCGAGUGCGACGCCAACAAGGACAACUUCCUACAAUUCGAGGAGUUUCAGCGUUUGGUCGCACAGAUCGAUGCUAACUUGACCACGCUGCCCGCCACAGCCCAGGUGGCCAACCAGGCCGGCAAGUACUUGGCCACCUCCCUCAACGACUUUGCCAGGACCAAGGACCCAUCGGUGAUCGUACCAUUCCGCUACCGUCACCUUGGCUCCUUUGCCUACAUCGGCCACCACAGUGCCGUUGCCGACAUACCCAACAUGUUUGCCGGUGGUGGCUUUGGAGUAUGGUGGGCAUGGCGCGCCAUCUACCUCGAGAAGCAGUUCAGUUGGAAGAACCAGACACUAGUCUCACUCGACUGGUUCAAGACCAUCAUGUUUGGACGUGACAUUUCAAGGCUCUAG
This is a messenger RNA of Acytostelium subglobosum LB1, 1884 nucleotides long. RefSeq lists its product as hypothetical. The transcript has 6 exons. Lineage: Eukaryota; Evosea; Eumycetozoa; Acytosteliales; Acytosteliaceae. Bases 1 to 1884 code for a protein of 627 amino acids. The record is from RefSeq and is a predicted model, not a curated record. Gene Ontology annotation, molecular function: calcium ion binding; NADH dehydrogenase activity.